Molecule: messenger RNA, 621 nt
Organism: Colletotrichum lupini
Lineage: Eukaryota; Fungi; Ascomycota; Sordariomycetes; Glomerellales; Glomerellaceae
Exons: 8
Coding region: 1-621 (206 amino acids)
Source: RefSeq, a predicted model, not a curated record
AUGAUCUCCCGUGAAUCGAUGAUUCGAGGACAACAGAUGAAACAGCCAUUCGGAGAACCUACGAGUUCAGAAAUUGCGAGCCAAUAUGGAGUUAGAAAAAGAAGCCAGCGCCUUCUUUUCAGAAUGGACAGAUCGCCUUGGGAUAAGCAAGAGACCAUCCAAGUUAAUGUCCUGAGAUGGCUCGAUAUCAACUCCUUCUUCCGCCAUGCCAAGGAAAAGGCCUCGUUGACUCUAGAUGAGAAGCCGGGAGUACUUCGGUGUGACCACCCUACAUACGUAGCAGACAAUACAAUUAACCUGUCAAUUACUUGGGAGAUGUGGAAGUCCAUAUCGCCACAGUCGUGUCGUGCUGUGUCCGAGUGUCUACCCUUGCCGGCAUCAUAUUUUCAUUUCGGAAAGGUGCCAGACUUCCCUUACUUUCCGAGUUUGAAGUCACCUAUGUCUUGGAAUCUCGUGAGGCAAUCGGUAUCUCUCAACCACCAUUUCGGAAACUUCAACGCACUCUUUCACAUGACCUUGGGCAUUUCAAAACUUCAUAUAUUCAUGAUCGUGGGCUUGCGGGCCUUUGGACAACCCAAAUUUUCCUCACCUCUGCGACUCAAAACAGCCGACCAAUCAUAA